Sceloporus undulatus (fence lizard) is the source of this 5164-nucleotide messenger RNA. RefSeq names its product ankyrin repeat and SOCS box containing 2 (gene ASB2). The record is from RefSeq and is a predicted model, not a curated record. The coding region runs from base 305 to 2251 and encodes 648 amino acids. Gene Ontology annotation, biological process: regulation of transcription by RNA polymerase II; intracellular signal transduction. Gene Ontology annotation, molecular function: RNA polymerase II-specific DNA-binding transcription factor binding. Gene Ontology annotation, cellular component: nucleus. Lineage: Eukaryota; Metazoa; Chordata; Lepidosauria; Squamata; Phrynosomatidae. The transcript is spliced from 10 exons.
CACUUUGCUCCGAACUUCACAUAGGAAAUCUGAGAUUCAGAGCAACUUAUGUUUUUGGCUUGUAAUCGUGGAUCAUGGGGUGAUCCAGAAAUAAACUCCACACUUCAAAGAGGGAAAGAGUUCAGAGCUGCUCUGCAGAUUAUCAACACAGAGAGACAGGAGAGAGAUGCAUCCAAAGGGGGAAUGUACUUUUAUGAAUUAAGAAUUCACCAAGGAAAAUAUCUCUGGGCAAACUUCAUUUGCUAGAGAAACCACAAGGUUUUCUUUUUUGGCCGUUUCUUCUGAUUUAACGGAAAAGCAGAAGAUGACGACCCAGAUUACUGUACCAAGAAAUUCACAAGCAGGAACAAUAGGACAUGAAGACUAUAGUCUGUACAGUAGUAUGAGUGAAGAUGAGCUCAUUCAGAUGGCCAUAGAGCAAAGCUUGACAGAAGAUCCUGCAGAGCAAGUAGCUGCACAGAAGAACAUCAUGGUGACAGCUCCAAGGGACCAGGUCAUUGCAAAUCCUCCUUGCAAUCAUAAUCCACCAUUUGCAAUUUAUCCUUGGCAAAGAAAUGCUGCACAGUCCAGAGGCCAGACUCAAGCUUCCAGCUCCGGGUCAUCUCAAGGGGUAAGACGGAGGUACAACGGCACCUUGUUUGCCUCACCCCAACAAGAAGUGUUAGAUCCUCUAGUGACAGCAAUCCAGAAAGGAGAUGAAAAGGCUCUAGAUGAUAUGAUAAAAUCAGGAAGAAACCUUGCACAGCCUAACAAAGAUGGAUGGUUGCCUCUACAUGAAGCUGCUUACUAUGGACAAGAGGGUUGCCUGAAAUUCCUGCAUAAAUCUUAUCCUGGGACAAUUGAUCAGCGUACCCUUCAGGAAGAAACAGCACUCUUCUUAGCAACAAACAGAGGAAAUAUUGAUUGUGUGCGUGCAUUGCUUCAGGCAGGAGCAGAACCUGAUAUUGCAAAUAAAGCGAGGGAGACACCACUUUAUAAAGCCUGUGAACGCAAAAAUGCUGAAGCCGUACAGGUGCUGUUGCAGUACAAUGCUGACGCAAAUCACCGUUGCAAUCGGGGAUGGACUGCUCUCCAUGAAGCUGUUGCUCGAAAUGAUUUAGACAUAACAGAACUCUUGAUCAAAGGAGGUGCCAAGAUUGAUGCUACAAAUUGUUAUGGAAUCACUUCUUUAUUUGUGGCAGCUGAGAGCGGUCACUUAGAAGCUUUGCGAUACCUUGCCAAGUGUGGUGCUGACAUUAAUACCCAGGCCAGUGACAAAGCCUCUGCACUCUUUGAAGCUGCUAAAAAUGGCCAUGAGAAGAUUGUGGAAUUUCUCUUGUCCCAGGGUGCUGAUGCUAACAAAGCCAAUAAGAAUGGGUUCUUACCUAUCCACAUGGCCUCUAAAAAAGGCUAUUACGAGAUUGUGAAAAUGCUUCUCCCAGUAACCAGCCGCACUCGAAUCAAGCGCAGUGGUAUCAGCCCUCUGCAUCUGGCAGCUGAAAACAAUCGCGAUGAUGUCUUAGAAGAGCUUAUUGAGGCUGGUUUUGAUGUGAACGCCACUCUCUCAGAGGAACGUUCCCGUCUUUAUGAAGACAGGCGCACCAGUGUCCUCUACUUUUCAGUCAUUAACAACAAUAUCUAUGCUACUGAGCUGCUUCUGGAGGCUGGGGCCAACCCCAACAUUGACCUCAUCAACCCACUGCUCAUAUCCAUCCGCCACGGUUGCUUGAAGACAAUGAAGCUGCUUCUUGACUACGGAGCCAACAUUGAUGCCUACAUUGCCUCCCACCCUACUACUUUUCCUGCUACCAUCAUGUUUUCAAUGAAGUACCUUUCUCUGUUGAAAUUUCUGAUGGAUUUAGGCUGUGAUGCCUACUCCUGUUUUAAGUGUCAGUAUGGGUGUGGCCCACAUCCUCCCAUUGAUACUAGAAGGGACAGGUAUAAUGACCAACAGGUGAAUAAACAGCAAAACAGUGUACAGUUUUGUGAAAUGGUUUCAGCACCGGAGAUAAGUCGUUGGGCAGGACCGAUUAUUGAUGUUCUUUUGGAUUACGUGGGCAAUGUGCAACUUUGUUCCCGGCUGAAGGAGCACAUUGAUAGUUAUGAAGGGUGGUCUAACAUUAAAACCAAAGCAGAGCCACCAAGGCCACUUGUUCACCUCUGCCGCAUCAAAGUUCGAAGUCUGAUUGGGAAGAACCGUAUUUCUCUUAUUGACUCUUUGCCUCUACCAGGAAGAUUAAUUCGCUAUUUGCAACAUGAUUAUAGGCACUGACCUUGGAUGAGCCUGUCAGUCAAUCAUUUCAUGGAGUGACAGCCAUAUUUAUGACAGAGCACACAAUCAAAUGAUGGGGUCAGACUGAUAUAACAGAAGAAAGAUUUUGCUUUGCCAUGUAAGAAGUUUAAAAAAAAAAAAGAUGUCAGCAUGGAAGGAGAUGAUCUAGCAAUGUUAAAUGUAUGGAUAACUGGAGAUGAUCCAGCAAUGUUAAAUGUAUGGGUAACUGGUGAGAAAUAUCAGGUUAAAGGAUACUAGGAGCAAGUGGCAAAAGAGCUUGUAUGCUAUCUUUUAGAGAAAUUCACCUUGAAUUGCUGAGCACAUCAGUACUAUGAUGGUAUGCAAGGAGGAGAGAGUGAAAGAGCACAUGGGACAAGUUCACAAAGGCAAUCACGAUUAUCUCAUAAUACACUCUCACAUAGAUAAAUGUAGUAUAUGAGCCCAAUUAUAAGGCACACAACAACAUCAGAAUGGUUAAAUGGGCAAAGAUUAUUGCAGCACGGUUUUCUAGAGUGAUACAGCUUUCUAGCUGUUUUUUCAUUCACAUUUUUCUUCUAAUUUAGCUGGCUUUUUCUAUUAAAGUUGAUAUUUUCAGUGAUAAAUAUCGAGGGCCUUCAGCAAUUUUUGUUGUUGUUGCACAUAACUCAUAUUUUAAAGAGUUGGUAUUGUAAAGAAUAUUUGGCCUGCGUUCCAUUAUUUCAUCUUAACACAAAGCCCACUGAGCUAAUGGUUGUGCAUUUUCAGAUUAGCAGAAAGGUGGAUGCCAAAAGAGUUAUUGUCCAAGUUGCAUAAAAUGGUUGUACAGCUGUUUGCACAACCAUUUACCAAAUAUUCAAUCCAAUGCAACUGCACUAGAAGGGAUUUUCAUUCUGCUAGUGAUAAAUUGGAUUUUUGCCCAUGGCAUCCUCAAAAAAAAAAAAAAAAAAAAAAAGGUAAGAACAGAAUGAUUCUUAAAGAUUUAACCAUAGGGGAUGUGUAUAUCAUGUUAAAUAGUCAUAAGAAUCAUACAGGAUUAUAAUUUAGUUUGUUAUAGCACAGCAACCUUCAAUUCUGAUAUCACUGAAGCCAAUAAUGUUUAAUCCUAUUAUAGCAAUAAUGAUUAGGGUCCUACAUGGCUUCAGAAAGACUUCAGAAGAAACAUAUAGAACUUAUGUUGCUGUAAAACAUUAUGAUUUUCAUAACUGUCAGGAGAUAAUAGGCUAGCUUCUGAUCUAGUAGUUUAUUUUAAUUUGAUUGUGGAUUUGGAAUCCUGAUAUAUAGCUGUAUGAUAUCUAAACAAAGGCUGAAACAGAGUAGUCUUCACAUCCUAUACUUUAUAUGACCUAAAUAGAGGCUAAAUAGCAAUAAAAAUUACUCCAGAAUGAAACUGUAGUUUGCUUGGGAUACAUUUAAAUGAGCUAAUAAAGUGAUCCCUUACAAUGUCGCUGAAAGCAAAUUCAUUUUCAGAGGGGGCUGUGAUUAUAAUUGGUUGGCAUUCUGUUCAUGUUGAACACUUCCAUAUGAUCUUUUUAUGUCUUCUUUAUCCUCUUUAUAAUAUAUAUUGGCUAAAUAGAUCCCUGAUGUAUAUAAAAAAUUCCAUAUAUAGAUUAUAUCUAGAAUCUUGAGCUUUGAUAAGAUUUUGUUUCUUUUUGAAAAGUGACAAUAAUAAUCCUGGUGACUCUAAAGCCCAGCUACCUAAAUAGAAUCAAGCAGACUAUAUCUUCUAACAUUGCAAUGCAGGGCUGUGGCAUAAUAAACACUGUAGGAUACAGAACACAGCAGUUUUUGCUAUUGAGUAAAAGAAAAUAUCCCCAACAAUCUUACCAAAGUUGCAAGUUUACAUUAAGCUUAAAAGUUUUUUUUAAAAUAUUUGAAUUGUGAAUGGAACAAUGAUAUUGUUUUUGAAUCUAAAGUCCAGUGUGCAUGAAGGAGUUGAAGAGUCAGUUGGCUCAGGAUUUUAAAAGGGAAAAAGUCACUUUUCUGUUAUCCAAUACUGUAUAUUGAAGGAUAAGCAUCACAGAAAAGGCUUUCCUAAUUUUUCUUCCAUCCCACAUGAAGAACACUCACAUGACCAUAAACCAUGAACAACGGCAAUUAAGUGAUUACUCUGCAGAAAAAAGUUAACACAAACCUCAGGAGAUUAUGUACAUAAAGAGAAGAAGAAAUGGUCCAUUGAAAAGUUCCCUGGGUAACUGUGCUUUCACUUGAUGUUGCCAUCCUUUUUAUACAGUUGGUUUACAUUUAUUUGCACAUAGUACAUGCUACCUCUCACUCAUUUUUUUUCCACCUACGUAGCAGUUGAGCUAUAUGUAGAGAAAUAUUUUCAUGCAUAGGUCAGCAAAAUCUGGUUUGCAGGAGACUAAUGUAUUAGAAAAAUUAAAACUCCUUGAGCACUGGAUUAAUACACACAAAACUGUCUUUUUGGGGGGGGGGGUGACAGGCCCUAUAGUUAGUAUAUGGCCUUCGAUUGCUCCAGUGAUUUUCUAAUAAACUUGAGUUUUAACUAAUUAUUUCACCAGUUAUAACAAAUUUGUAUAAAUUAUCUUUUUAUAAAAAGUCAAUGCAUCUGUAUAAAAAUGAUUGUAAAUUUGAAAGAUGGAACAGUUAGGACUUUAUAACAAGUCUAACAGUCCCAGUAUAUAGAAUGCAGGCAUAUAUUAAUGGAUGAUGGUGAUAGAAAAUUCCUUAGCAGCAUAUAUCAGAUAUUCAAGGAAUAUUCUAUGACUUUUUCCACACUGUUGCCUGAUUGAUGUAUUAUUUCUAUAGACACGUGUGCAAUCUGUUUUAUGUAAUAAGGCACUUUUGAACUUUGGUUUUGUUACAGCUUUUUAAAACUGUGGUAUUUGAUCACAGGAAAUGAUGUGUGUGUGCAGUAUUUAUAAAAGUGUUAUAUUUUUAGGUUUUAUUGUUUGCAUUAAAUUUGAGUAAAAUUGU